This is a messenger RNA of Nilaparvata lugens (brown planthopper), 8182 nucleotides long. RefSeq names its product DNA-binding protein RFX2. Gene Ontology annotation, biological process: regulation of transcription by RNA polymerase II. Gene Ontology annotation, molecular function: RNA polymerase II cis-regulatory region sequence-specific DNA binding; DNA-binding transcription factor activity, RNA polymerase II-specific. The coding region runs from base 391 to 3087 and encodes 898 amino acids. Lineage: Eukaryota; Metazoa; Arthropoda; Insecta; Hemiptera; Delphacidae. The record is from RefSeq and is a predicted model, not a curated record. The transcript has 19 exons.
CUGCAGACGUUGAUGACAUCUGGAUACGGGAGAUAUAAAGUAGUUCCUGUUAGUUUUAAUUCCUUAAACUUAUUCAAUACGUUUGACAGUAUUUGGAGGGUAUAAAAGCUUUUUUAUUAAUUUUAAAGAUUGUGUUUAAACUGGCUUUGUGUUUGAUAACUGUUAAGUUAUUGCAAGUAUCAAUUCGCCGAUGUCAGUCAUCCUAGCCUAGCAACCAUAAACUGGUUGAUCCGUAGCCAUAGUCACCGACGAUAACUUUUGACAACAAAACAAGACGCCGCUGAGAGCAUCCCGUCACCAACUCCGCGGCGCAGGAGAAAGAGAGGGGGCGGCGUCGGAGGCGGUGAGGAGGCGGAGGAGGAGGUGGUGGAGGCGGAGGAGGUGAUCACCAUGGCGACCGUGCUGAGCAGUGGAGGCGGCGCGGUGGCCGGGGGCGGCGAGAUGCCUCUCAGCCUCUCAGCAGUGAGCAGCCAACAGCAGUCGGACCAGUGCACGGUUGCCGCCAUUACUGUGGUCACAGCCGCCCCCAACUCAUCUGCUGCCUCCAACACUCUCAUUCAGAACGGUAAACUCGAAACAGUACUAGGCGAUUCGGGAGACUCAUCUGACGACGGAUCGACUAUCCAGGUGACGGUUAGUGCAGGAGGAGGUGGAGGGAGUGGAGGAGGAGACGAUUCUGACGGAGGAGGAGGUGGAGUGAGUCAGGGAGGAGGCGUAGGAGGUGGAGGAGGAGGUACUACCACUGCUUCCAUAGUUGACUCGGCUCACUAUAUUACUGUAACAGAAGGGACAGCUACUCGAUCAUACACCUCUCUCACUCCUGUCAACCCUGUAGUUCCAGACACAGAUACAGUGACGGCGGACGGUGUGGCUCACUCGGCCUACGUGCAGUAUGUGGAAAGUGCGCCGGACCAAACUAUUUAUACCACGACUAAUGGCCAGAUGGCGUAUCCGGUUUAUACAGUGGGAGAAUCAGGCACUAUGUACACCCCGGCAUCCGGCCAGUACUACACGCCCGGUAAUACUACUCCGGUCACCUACAGUCAGGUGGCUGGAGGCGCUCUGAAUGGGCCGAACCAGGGAGGUACAGCGGCACAACUGCUGGGCAGCACCUAUCUGAUCCAGCAGACGGUCGACGGCACAGACACAAUCAUCACCUCCAACCGAUCCUCACCGCAAACUGUCAGCGCCGACGUGACGUAUCACCUGGUGAACUCAGCAGCAGCGGCGAAUGGACCCGGCGGCGGCACAGUUGGCAGUACUGCCGGUGGCGGUGGCGCCACUUCGGUGCCUCCAGGCAGCGCCGCAAACGCCAACCCAAACGGCGCCACCCUCGACUCUGACCAGCCCAGUCUUAUACACGCUACCCGCGUGUCGCCCGCUACAGUGCAAUGGCUGCUGGAGAACUAUGAGACAGCGGAGGGAGUGUCGCUGGCCAGGGUGACGUUGUACAACCACUACCUGCGCCAUUGCUACGAGCACAAGCUAGACCCCGUCAAUGCGGCCUCGUUCGGCAAACUCAUUCGAUCCGUCUUUCUCGGCCUGCGCACCAGGCGUCUCGGAACCAGAGGGAACUCUAAGUACCACUACUACGGCAUCCGCGUGAAGCCAGGCUCACCGCUCAACCAGCUGCCAAUGAUGGACGACGAGGGACGAGGGGCUAUGGUGGGAGGGGGAAAUGGCAACGGUGGUGGUGGAGGAGGGGGAAACGGCGGUAACGGUGGUGGGGGAAGGGCGUCAACGGGUGCUGGCGGCGGCGGCGGGCAAAAGCAGCAGCGCUACAACAAGUUUGGCGGGGCGGGGGCGGGGAAAGGCGGCGACGGUUCCGUCGGCAAUCAGGCGCAUGCGCACGAAUGUGGUGGCGAACAGAAUCAUCAGCACAAUAAUGCACAGUCCAACAACCAUGAGUUCCUAGGUGAUGGUACGCGUGCCAUUCCAGAUUUCCCCAACAUAGUGAUAUCUCACGUGGCUCUCCCCGAAGACUGCACUCUCGAGGAUGUCGACACCUUUAGAAGUAUUUACAGAGAACAUUGCGAGGCUUUUCUCGAUGCAAUAUUGAGCUUAGAAUUUGCAACCGUGGAAUCUCUGUGGAGAGAAUUCUGGCGAUCUCAAGACAAUAAUAAUGGCGAGGAGUGUGAAGAAGAAAAAUACCUUUCCAAAACCAAACUGUACCUUUUGUGCAAGUGCCUACCUAUCCAGCAGUUUGUUCGAAAAGUUGAUUACCUUUUUUACCAGAAUCUAGUCCAAGUGCUAAUACCAGAUGUACUUAGGCCAAUACCAAGUUCCUUAACGCAGUCAAUAAGAAAUUUCGCCAAAGGCCUUGAAUCAUGGCUUUCGUCGGCCAUGCUGGAAUGUCCUCAGCAGCUGUUGAAUAUCAAGGUGAAUGCAGUGGGCGCGUUUGCGCAAACGCUGCGCCGCUACACGUCGCUGAAUCACCUGGCGCAGGCGGCGCGCGCCGUACUGCAGAAUUCGGCGCAAAUUGGGCAAAUGCUCACCGACCUGAACCGUGUCGACUUCCACAAUGUGCAGGAGCAGGCAUCCUGGGUGUGUGAGUGUGACUCGGCCCUUGUGCAACGCCUCGAGACCAACUUUAAAGCGACCCUACAGCAGCAGAACUCGCUGGAGGAGUGGGCGUCAUGGCUGAAGGGUGUGGUGGCAGCUGUGCUCAAGCCCUAUGAGGGAAAACCCAACUACACAAAGGCGGCUCGUCAGUUCUUGCUCAAGUGGUCCUUCUACAGUUCAAUGGUGAUCCGAGACCUGACCCUGCGUUCUGCUGCCAGCUUUGGCUCGUUCCACCUGAUCAGGCUGUUGUAUGACGAGUACAUGUUCUACCUCAUCGAGCACCAGGUGGCGCUGGCCACUGGCGAAACGCCAAUUGCCGUCAUGGGCGAGAAGUGUGAUUCGCCAGCGGGAGGUGGUGUGGUGGGAGGUGGAGGAGGUGGGGGUGUGAUUGAGUACCAUCACCAGAUGGGAGGUGGGGGCGGCGAACCAGCCUGCAACGGAGGCAUUUCCUUAAAUGCUGACAACGCACUCUAUGUCUCAUGCAGCGAUCUACACCUGUCUCCCAAGCGCGCCAAAAUCAGCUAACUGUUGGAGGACCAAACCAAUGGCUUUCAUGUGUGAAUCAGCUGACUUUGGAAUCUGCAGAUUUCACGUGUGAGUGGCCUUUGAAUCUGCUAACUCAACGAAUGACCUUGGAAUCAGUUCACUAAUACGAAUCACCUUGUAAUCAUUCGACUUAUACGAAUGACCUUGGAGUCAGCUGACUUUAUGUGAAUGAGCUUGGAAUCUGCAGUUUUUUGUGGGAAAGGCCUUGAAAUCUGUUGUUUUCAUUUGUGAAUGAAAUCUGGAAAGCCCUUCGAAUCUGCUGAUUUUUAUAUGAAAGGUAUUGGAAUCAGCUGAUUUUAUAAUAUGAAUGACCUUGGAAUCAGCUUACUCUGUGUGAACGGCCUUGGAAUCUGUUGACUUUAUAAAUGAACGGCCUUGGAAUCUGCUGAUUGAAUGAACUUGGAAUUAGCUAAUUUUAUGUAGCAACAACUUUGUUUGCCAAUAAAAGGAGUUGGGUUUUGGUCAACUGAUUUUUGCGUACAAUCAAGAUGUAUAAAUGCAAGGCUUAUAGAAUGGAAGGUAGAACAUUCAUCAUUUGUUUGUAGUUUUAUGUUGUUCUACCUUCUAUAGUUUGAAGCUGUUUGUAUUUCUUACAAGUAACACCAAUGCUUGCCGCUCAUGCUGACGAUUAGUGUUGUGAACUUCACUGGACCUAUUAAAGGUUAUGCGACCACGACCAACGACCAUAAAUACCUUUGGUUCUUAUGGGAGGGUUCACUCAUUAUCAGAAUGAAAAUCUGUGAACACUCUCAGAAGAAUAAAUAGUAUUCUUCCAAGGUUGUCGUUUAUUCGUAUAACGUACCUUCUGGUAUAGAAUGACAAAUCUCUGAGUCAGCGUUUCAUGUGUGAAUGGUCUACAAAUCAGCUGCUUUUUGUGUAGCAACGGUAGAGUGCAAUCAACUAAUAACGUUCACCAAUAAAGAAGUUAGUUUUUGAUCAGCGAUUUUUCUUAUUAAAUGAGAAUUAGAUUAAUAGAGUGGUGCUCACUUAUACUGAAUAUUUAAUGAGACCUUUUUCAAAGUGAACCUACAGCUUUAGAUGGGUUCCUAACCAACGGGAAGCGAAUUUUAUACUCAUAUAUGGCGAUACUUAGCGAAUGUCUCUGAACUUAUCUGAGAGAUAAGAUAACAACGGCUUCCACCGCUUCCUUCAUACAUAGAAAUCAGCUGUUCUAAUAAUAUAGAAAUCAGCUGUUUGAAUUAUAUAGAAAUCAGCUGUUGAAAUCGUACAAAAACUAGUUACAAUAAAGUGAGUGUCCUUUCUUUCUGUCUACACUAGUAUGAGUGUUUGUGUGUGUGUGCGUCUAAAUAAUUUAUUUUAUAGGUGGUAUGAAUAGUUUCUUGUCCCAAAUGAAAGAUGUCCUUAGAAAUUCCAAUUCCCAAAAAUAACCGAGCUGUUUGCUAUUUUAAUCAGUGUGCUGAUGUUGUGAUUUGUCUGUAUUAUAUUUUAUAUAUUAUAAUAUAUAAAUUAUAUUGUAAUAAAUUGUAGUUGGGAAACGUUUACUGAAGGAUUUCAUCAAGAAGACUUCAUAUAUUGUUAUUGAGAAUAAAAUGUUUAUAAAGAACAUUGUUGGUAAACAAUAUAAAUUUUCUGAAUCUUGAGAAAUGUUGGUGUGGACUUGAGCUAACUUCAAAAAUUGAAAAUUGUUUCACAAACAGGCUUAUAAUUGAAGAUAGUGCGCUAAGCUCUCAUAACAUUCUAUUUGUUUGUGAUAGAAAAUUUUGAAACAAUUUGUAGUAAAUUUGCACAUAUUUAGUAUUGAAGUUUUAGCAAACAGCAUAGGUUAGUGCUGCUUAGGUAGGCCUAUAUUCACAAACACAGUGCUAUAAACGGCAUACUUGAAUUUGAAAAUCGUGUUGAUUAUAUUUUAGAUCAUCGUACACUGACUAAUCUGUAAUAAUUUUAUUGAUGUUAGUAUAGAAAUAAACUUACCGGAUUGUUCCACUCAACUAACAAACAAAAUAUUUAUAAAUAUAUAUUUGAUGUCUUUAUAUUUUUCAUAAUGACACAGCAAAUGCCUUUCACAACUUGUAAUAUAACUAUAGAUAAGAAUGAAUAUAUCAAAUUAUUAUUGUCAUAAGAAAGAUAUCAAUCAGAAGUUGUUUUUAUUUAUUUUUCUAUUUUUAUAAUAUUAUGUAUCAUUCGAGUAGAAGAGUGUCCAAAGAAUUUAUGUAUCCUCUAAUAUCACAUGAAGAAGUAAUUCACGAAAAAAUUAGAAAUGGUUUGAAUGUAGAUAUAUUAUCACUGCACCCAAUGCACCCUUUUUAUUUUUGGACCUAGACUUUGAUAAAUUAUUGCAUUAUUUAUUUAUUUCGAUAAUUCUUUUUUAUUGUUGGAAACCUCUCACUAUACAACUACUUUUCAAACAUUGUUUUUCUGGUAGAAAAAUGCUUAUUCCAAUUUUUGCUGUUUUUUUCAAAUUUUCAAUUGUGAUUUGUUUUUCACUUAUAUUGAUUCAAAAAUGUUCUAGUCAUGUGAGUUUGAAACCCCGAGUCAUUACUCUGCAGUCUGUAUGAGUAGACUGCAAAUGGACUGAGAGAUUAAAUUAAUAUUUUGUCUGAAAUGUCUAAUUUACACGAUAGGUCAACAUAAUAUUAUACAACUUUGAUUUUUCAACCUAUAGACCUGUUUUAUUGAGAAAGGACUGAUUUUUGCUAUUACUUAAUAUCCUGAAAGUAUCAUAUUUAAAUUUGAUUGUCAUCAUUGAUGGCCUGACAUUUUAAAAUACUUUGUGCCGGUUGCACAAAAGCCGGUUAAAUAUUAAUCUAUUUAGUAAUCUGUUUACUACAUUUUACGUUUCAUUUUAAAAGAUGCUUGAAAUGCCCUCCUCUUGUUUGAGUGUCUAAAAAAAAUUCAAAUAAUUGUUAUUGGUAUUUCUAUUAUUCUAUUCACAGCUGAUCAUAAAUAGCCAAUUUUUCCAUUGUAUUUCGUUAUUCAUUCAAAAAAGAGUUGUUUCAAGUUUCAUUACUUUACCAAUCAUUUUUUUAAAAACUCAGUGUCGGUUGCACAAAAGCCGGUUAAAUACUAACCGUGAUUGAUUCCACGAGAACCAAUGAGAGAAGCCGUCUCUUCAAAAACGCCUUCUCUGAUUAGUUCUCGUGAAAUUAAUCACGGUUAAAAUUUAACAGGCUUUAGUUCAACCGGGUCUUUGAUUUGGUUUUUAUUUUUUAUGAAACUUGUACGGAACUGAAUCCUGUUGUCAGUUUUGUUGUAAUAAAGUAAAAAUAACAAGUACCUAAAUAAAACACAAUUGAUACUAUUUAUUUGGUAUUGUAUGUUAUAAUUUGUAAUGAUAUUGAGGGAUAAAUCGGUUGUAUUAGUUGUAGGUUUGUAUGUUGAUUAUUAUUUUGUGAGCGACAUGCGAUAGUAUUUAUUGUUUUCAAAAGUGAGUUGAAAUUUAUGAGAGAAUUGGUUAAUCUGUGGGUUUUCUGUUGUUGUCUUUGUAAUAUUUACUCAGUAAUCUGAUCAUUUUUAUUUUGUUUCAGUUACCGGUAAAUUUGUAAAAUUACCGGUAAAAAUGUAAAUCACACUUUUGUACUGUGUCGUAUUCUAUUUUAUUUUCAGUUUUGAACUUAUUGAAAAAUUCCAGGCUUCAACUACAUUUGAUAAUAAAUCAUGAUCACAGUAUAGCAUAUUUAAAAAAAAUGUUUAGUUAGAAAAGGGACUUUUAUUAUGGGUUCUACGAGCUAGAUUGGCGUAAGGGAUAGAAAUUUUACGAAUAUAAUACUCAUCUACUUAUUUUUCUUUUAUUCAACACAAAAAUUACAAUAUUGGAGUGGAAAAUAUGCGCAAGCCAAAAUAUUCUGUUGUUUCCGAAUUUAUUCCAAUAAACUGUAAAAGUAUUAAUUAUGUUAUCUGUUUUUGAUUUAUACUGUAAUAAUAAUCUGGAGUGAUGAUAACAUUUAAAAUUUUUAGGGUAAAUUAAAUAUGAAUUGUGUUUCAUAUGAAUCUAAGAAAUAUUCAUCAAUAGUUUAUUUAAUUGAAUGAUUGAUGAGAAUUUUUGGGGAAAACAAAUGAAAGUAAUAUUAUUACUGUAAUGUCCAGAAAAUCGUGAAUGAUGAGAUUAAUUUUGAGAAAAUAAUUGUUUUAAAAAUUGAUUUAAAGUGGAAGUGAUUAGACAUUGACGAGACUCCGCAAUUACUCUACGAUUUGUGAGCAGGCUUUAGCAUUCACCUACUGAAAAUUAUUCAUAUUAAGUUUUCAAGCUUGAAAAUUGUACGAACCAUCCACCACAAAUUGAACAUUUCUUAUGGAGAUUAUAAAUUUAUAAAUAUGUAAAUAUUUUUAUUUCUCCAGUAUAAAUUUAUAAAUAUAUUAAUAUUUUCAUUUUUCCAGUUAAAGAGCUUUUCACAAUUAUUUAUACUCGAUGUGAGAUAGUAUCUUGAAAAAGUCAAAACUUUAGUUUUUCACAUUUAUUGAGUACACUUGCUCACUCCAAUAGUGAUUGUAUAUUUCAAGACUGACACAACAUGAUGAAGCAGUAAACUCACAUGUGCAAUAUAUUAUUAAUUGAUAUUAUUAUUAAUUAAUAUCGUAAGAAUUGUUGUAUUUAAUUUAAUUAUUAGUAAAUUAUCAUUGUUUUUGUCUGUUUUGUAUUUAUUAUCUAGUCAGCUUUUUCAAGCUGUGUUGAACCUCACCACAACAUAGAGCUACGAUUUUGAAGGAAUAAUGUCGAAAAAUGGUAUUAAUAUAUAAUCACGGAAUUAAUUGAAUAAAUUUGUUGAAUAUUGUUAUUUCAGAAAUCAUGAUCCAAAUUCUCCAAAGAAUAGUAGUUGGUGUUGAAAACCACUUUUUUCUUUGAGAAAUACUUUUGACUUUUGUACUUGUGCUCUCGAAAAGUGUUGUAAUAAAUCUCUCAACAGGUCCAGUUUCUAUCAUAUUGUAUGCAUGCGAAACACAAUUUGAGACUUUUGCUAUGGUCUUUAGUUGAAUUUGUAUUUUUAAUUUCUCACAGGGCCGCGUAUUGGGCCUAAUAUUGUUGUUGAUUUUUUAUAUAAUUUCAGUUCAAAUGUAAAUUGAGAGUGUUAUUUUAUUUAUUUUUAUUAAAGAAAAUAUUGUACGUGUAUUUUACUUA